AUGUCGAGUUGGGACUGUAUAGUCGAGUCGACUGGUUAUACAAGUACAUGGGGCCUCUGUGGUGGUCCUGAUGCGCCCCAUACCGCAUUGUCUGUAUCUGCAGUCAACACAGAGAGCCGCGGUGUGGGGAUUAAGCAGAGUCAGCUCUCUGUGAGCUCACACAUUGUAUCAGAGGAUGAAUUGUUAAAAGCAGUUAAAACCAACGAGUCAGUCCGCCUCGUAUUUACUCUUCAUUUGACCGAAACUACUUCCGUAGAAUGGGAAACUAUUAUUUGGCGCGGUACACUUUACAUUCGGGUUCCAAGCUGUCUUCUUCCGGAGGGUUCAAAGGAGGGAUUUGUUUCUCUUCUUGAAUACGCUGAAGAGACUCUUCAUUGCAGUAAUGUUGUCAUCUGUCUCCGUAAAGAUCGUACGGAUCGAGCAAUGUUGGUUCGUACCUUCAUGUUCUUGGGAUUUACAGUCCUACCUCCGAACCAUUCACUAGUACCACCAAAUUGUGACCCGGGUAAUCUCUACAUGCUUUACACAGUCGACGAGUAA
Molecule: messenger RNA, 540 nt
Organism: Cotesia congregata
Lineage: Eukaryota; Metazoa; Arthropoda; Insecta; Hymenoptera; Braconidae
Source: the annotation of a GenBank genome assembly